AUGUGUUCCCAAGUUCUGCUUAAUGGCAAAACAUAUGCAGCUCUUCUGAAAUCAGGAGCCGUGAUUUUGGAUGCCUGGGAAAGCCCUCUGGACGAUCUAGUGAGUGAAUUAUCUACCAUAAAAAAUGUCCCUGAUAUAAUCAUCUCCAAAGCCACAGACAUAAAGAAAAAGAUCAACGCAGUCCGGAACGGGGUUAAUGCCCUCAUGAGCACCAUGCUUCAGAAUGGAGAUGAAGAAAAGAAGAACCCUGCCUGGUUCUUGCAAUCUGACAAUGAAGAUGCUCGCAUUCGUUCUUCAUAUGGCAUGAUCAGCUGCCUAGACAAUGACUUUGAGAAGGUUGAUAUUUAUCUCAACGUCCUGAAGUGUUACAUGUUAAAAAUAGAUAACUGCUGAUACUUCUUUCAUGUGCUCUGCUUCUGAAAUAUCAUGUAGCAUCCUUCAAAUUUGUAUCUUUUGAAUUUGUUGUUGACUCAUUUAAAAAUAAAAAGUGGCUCUCAGAAA
Messenger RNA from Mus musculus (house mouse), 501 nucleotides. Its product is annotated as predicted gene 7040. The coding region runs from base 1 to 393 and encodes 130 amino acids. The record is from RefSeq and is a predicted model, not a curated record. The transcript has 3 exons. NCBI's taxonomy places the organism in Eukaryota, Metazoa, Chordata, Mammalia, Rodentia, Muridae.